This is a messenger RNA of Arvicanthis niloticus (Nile rat), 1805 nucleotides long. RefSeq names its product chromosome 1 C9orf85 homolog (gene C1H9orf85). Lineage: Eukaryota; Metazoa; Chordata; Mammalia; Rodentia; Muridae. The record is from RefSeq and is a predicted model, not a curated record.
CACCUUCAAAAAUGACAAAUUUGAUAAGAGUGUUCAGACCAAGUAAUCUAUGAUCUUCUACCUUGAGGGGUAUACUAAAAUGAUUUGCCAAAGGAGGAUUAGAUGUAAACAGGAGUGUAUACGACAAGAUCACCAUCUCCUUACCCAACAUGGAAGAGUUCCUGCAAGUAGGAUCUGGCUGUCUGGGCUCACCUCUCUGGAAUUGCCCCUUUCUGGAUGGAUGUGUUUUUAAGUGAACAUACACUUUGUUGUCAUCCUCAAUCAUUUCUUAGUACAUAAAAAUCAAGUCAGUUUUGUAGGAGUUCCAUUGUGUGUGUGAGCCUUGUACAAGAUUACCAUUUAUGUGCCUCACAUCACUCACAGAACAAGUUUCCACAAAGACCUGCUUUGUUCUACAGUUGAUCCUCCCUAUGGAAACCAGUUUCUAAACUGUGCAAGCUUUUCAUAAAUCAAGAUGAACUGGUCAGGAAUUGUAUAGAGAAGCAAACAGGAAACCAACUAAUGCUUCCUGGCUGGCAAACAAUGCAUGUUAAUGUACUACAGUCGCAGAAAAUUAAUGCAAAACUUCAUGAUGGAGUAUGUCAACGCUGUAAAGAAGUUCUUGAAUGGCGUGUAAAAUAUAGCAAAUACAAACCACUGUCAAAGCCUAAGAAAUGUGUUAAAUGUUUACAAAAGACAGUAAAGGACUCUUACCACAUAAUGUGUAGACCAUGCGCUUGUGAACUUGAAGUUUGUGCAAAAUGUGGAAAGAAAGAAGAGAUCGUUAUUCCGUUUAAUAAAGAACCAGAAACUUCAGAAAAUACUGAAAAUGAAGGUUCUAACCAUAGAAGAAGCUGCAAACAGAAGGAAGACAGUGAUGAGGACUUUGAUGAGUCUGACUUGGAUGUCGAGGAUGGGGACACUCAGGCCUGACAGCACCCAGUCAGUUGCAGAGGGAGUCAGAAAAGGCUGUUCCAAUAGGCAGAACUGGCUCGUGAGCAAUGUCCGUUAUUUAUCACAUUUGAGUAACAGAAUCUUAAAGGUUUUCACAAUAACACUUAAGCUGUAUAUACAGACUAUGUGUGGGCAUACCAUGGCAUGGUAUAAAACCUACAGAAAUCAUUUAUAAAAACAUAUUACCUAAUGUCAAAUAAUUCAGUGUUGAGAAUUGGUGAUUGUAUCAGAACCAUCUCAUGGAAAACUAAGAUGACUAGCUCAGUACAUUUCCAUAGCCUGACCGUGGGUAUGUGACUUCUUUAGCAAAAGCCCCCUUACAUCAUAGAAAGCAAAACAGUAUUUUUACACACACACACAAUCAUGUGUAAUGAUUUUCCUUCAAAAAAUAUUUUUAUAUACUUUAUUUCAUUUUUUUAACCUUUUCCUAGUUUGGAAAUAUAUGCUUGGAAAAAAUACAUAGACUGUAUAGUUACUAUCUAGAAAGGAAAAUCCAACAUUCAUACUAGAGUGGAGGUACUUGCAGUAUCAGAAACUCCUGUGAAGUUCUCCCUUAUAAGCUUGUCCCUCCCAGAAUUCCAUCAUCCUGAAUUAUCACUUUAUUGCCAGUGUUUUUACUUGUGAACAGUGUAAUUUAGCUUCAUGUGAUUAUUGAAAUUUGUGUUCGUGUGUUUAAAAACCCAAAGCUACAGAAAAGUGGCCAGGUGGUACAAUGGACUUUUCCACACUCUUUAGCUAGAUUCUCAAUUUUAAUGUUCUGUGUUUUCUUUGUGUCUUAAUCUCUAUGAAUGUAUAUAUAACACAUGUACAUGUAUAUAUGUGUGUAUGUAUUUGCUGAGCCAUUUAAAUAAAUGGGAAACUGUGGUUUUGGA